Molecule: messenger RNA, 1350 nt
Organism: Suillus subalutaceus
Lineage: Eukaryota; Fungi; Basidiomycota; Agaricomycetes; Boletales; Suillaceae
Exons: 13
Coding region: 1-1350 (449 amino acids)
Source: RefSeq, a predicted model, not a curated record
AUGUACGGAAUAUGUCUCAGUUAUCGGGAGAUCGAGAGUCUCUUGAUCUUCCUCCCACAGCAGUUCUUAAUCCAACCGGUGUUGAACACUGACUUGCACAAUAUCGACACAACAUUUGAGAAUAACUCCUUGCUUGAGAUCAGCAACUGGGAGGGCUCUGGGGUAGAUAGCGAACAUGAAUCCAGCGCGAUUCAGGCUUUCAUAGCGAGUCGCCUUGUGCAUGCGAUAUGGUACUGUGUACCCUCUAAUCUCGGGCAAGCCAAGAAGUUCCUCUCGGUGCCCUAUCAAGUUCCCGUUAUAGCUGUUUUCACAGAUUUUGACCGAUUGAUGGACGAGACGAUAUAUACGCUGUGCACGGAUGACAACGCAGCCAGAGAAUCCGUUGUACAGCAAUUCGAAGCGGGGUAUAAAACUGUCUUGAUGCAAACACCUUACCUCCCGAUGCGGUUGUCGCAAUACCCAACUGCAACGAUGACUUCGCUCAGAAGUGGCGAUGAACUUGCCAGGGGUCUUUCUGGUCAUCGUUUAGAAGCCCUGUUUGUUGCGGCUCAGAGAGCAGAUGUCGAUCCCAAGUACCAACUGUCGCUUUUGUAUGGACUUCCGGAUACAAUCUCCCAGAUAGAACUUGAGGUCCCGCGUCUUCCUUUUCGGCGGAGGCUUAUUCAAAUCUGGGGUACGUCUUUUACUGUGACAGAAAUCUUAUCUACGUUCAAAAAAUAUGUUGAGAAUGAUCGGCGAACCAUUGGUAAUAGUGCUGUCGGCUCCAUUCCUCGCCCAGAACUCGCAGCUAUGUCCGCCUUGGAGCGCAAAGGAUGUAGAUGUGCGCAAUUAGUGGCUGAUCUAACAUUCAUCAUGGCGCAGAUUUUCUUGCUGAAAAUCCAAAAGGCUUAUGUCCUGGAAGCUCUCAUCAAAGAGUACACAGGCUCGGAUGCGUUUAGAUCCAUACAGGAGGGUGUAAUCAAAAUAUACCGGUCUUCUCGUAGGAAUCGGCAAAGCUUGGGCGAUGGGACACGGAUUGUCAUGCCGCAAAUCCAACGCCAGCUGGAAGACCUUGUGAGGCGUGUCUCCUCCAAUGCGGCAGAUCGGUUCAGGCUGUUGAUAAUUGGGAAGCCUGGUGAUGCCAAGGUUACGAUCCUCCACAAGGUUUUAGGCGAAGGAAGUUUAAGCACUGUCCCUAAAAUCGUGCAGUCCCUUUCGCACCUUCAAAUUUCCAACGAAUACCGCAUUUUUGCGGAAACAACGUCCAGUGAUAAUGGCUUUCUAGUAGUUCAUGACGCGGACGAGCCGGAGGGUCAAAAGGAACUUGUGUCAUCACACAAUUUAUGGCGUCUCGCAGAGGAGAAGACCUAA